UUGAUUUUGGUUUUUAUCAUUUAAGUUUUUGUUUUUUUUAAUUAACUUUCUUUGUUGAAGCUGGUGUCAUUUCCGUGAAAUCCCCCUAGUUUUCCUGCGAAAAACUCCCAAAACAUCCAAGCAGUCCCAGGUGCGACGCCUCCGGCAGCCUCUCGCGCUUGUCCAGCGGCCUAGGGGGUGCUGCACCUAGCCUGGAGGUGGCGACCGGAUCCAUGCAGAAGUUGGCAAAGGCCCUGGGUUUGCAGAGGCUUCCAAGCAAAGUCCUGGACGGAUUGCUACAGGAUCCGUGGCACUGCCAAAGGUUGUGGUUGCUGUCGGAUGCUGCAUUGCCUUGGCUGGUGAUGCAAUGUCGCUACUUUCAGGUCGUCAUUGCAGCGCAUUUGCCUAACCUGUUCCGCCACAUGAUGGGCGAAGGCUUGGCUCCUGAGCUCUUCUACUGCCGCUGGAUACAAGGCCUCUUUCAAGGCUGUCUCAGCGUAGAGUUGCAGCUGCGGAUCAUGGAUCACUUCAUCUUCGAAAGGUCCCUCAAGAUCUUUGUCAAGCUGGCCGUAGCCAUCUUCACUUCACUGGAGAAGAGGUUGAUUGGUCAGGACAUCGAGAAGAUGAUGGAUCUGAUCUUUGAUCCCAAGGUUUGGGAGAUUGAUGAUGAGCAGCUGAUGAAGGAAACCGUAGGGGUGAAGGUCACUCGAUCCAUGCUCAAAGAGAUUCAAUGACGCAGAAAA
This is a messenger RNA of Cladocopium goreaui, 722 nucleotides long. The record is from the annotation of a GenBank genome assembly. Lineage: Eukaryota; Dinophyceae; Suessiales; Symbiodiniaceae.